GCGUAUACAGGGCUUUAGAGCGGAUCGUUUUUCAGCUCAUUAUCUAUAUUUAACCGGCUGAUUGUUGAUUGAUUGAUUUGGUAGUGAUUUAGUGACACAUUCGUUGAAUUUUGAUUGCUAAUCAGGUGACACUUGUGCGUGAACAUAGUGAAGAAGUGAUUUUACCAAGAAGUUUUUUAGGGGGUACCUUACUGGGUAACUAUCUUCAGGUAGUAAUUGAACAGUGGAAAUACCAAAGGGGAUGUCACGGAAGUAAAAUAUCUUCUUCUUUCAUCCCAGUCGCAUCAUGUUUCAUUCGGCUGUGAACACGACGGGCUACAACGACACUAAUACAGGAUUCCAUCAACAUCUUCAGCAAUCUCCAGUGUACGUUCCUACCAAUAGGUCGGCCAGUAUGCCUCAGUAUCCAUCACCAGCUAGUGGUCACUUUGGUACAGCCGCCCAUCAAAAUGCUUGGCAUACUGGGGGAGGUUAUGCCGAAAUGGCAACUCCUGCUGCGCAUGGCUUGGGUGCAACAUCGCAUCACGCAGGCGCUCUAACGGCGGGGCAAUUCUAUGCGCAGAACAUGAUGAUGAGGUCGUGGGGAGCCUACGAUGGAGGGUUCCAAAGGAGCUCACCUUACGAUCCGACUAUGGAGUUCCAAUUCGGCGAAGGACGUGAGUGUGUUAACUGUGGUGCUAUUUCAACGCCUCUAUGGCGUCGUGACGGUACCGGGCACUACCUAUGUAACGCCUGCGGGUUAUACCACAAAAUGAACGGUAUGAACAGGCCUCUAAUAAAACCGUCAAAGCGACUGACAGCAACUCGACGCUUAGGCCUGUGCUGCACCAACUGCGGCACGCGCACCACCACCCUCUGGCGGCGCAACAACGACGGCGAACCCGUGUGCAACGCGUGCGGUCUCUACUUCAAGCUGCACGGCGUGAACCGGCCUUUAGCCAUGCGAAAGGACGGCAUCCAGACGCGCAAGCGCAAGCCGAAAAAAACGCAGAGCGGCGGCACUGGCAACGGUGGUGGGGGUACGGGUGCGUCCAAUGGAGGUGGAACGGCGUCGGAGAGGGAGGACAGUAACUCCGCCCCCGUGGAAGAACCGAAAACGUCAACUUUAGUUCACCAUUCGCCCACUCAUCACCCGCACCAAACGCAAAAUCAGAGUUCCUGUCCAUCGCAAAACAAUAAUCACAAUGGACAUACAGAGAAGUCACAAUUUUCGACAGAAAGGCCUUAUUUGGGCCAGACCUCGUUGUUGCCGGCAACAAGUACGAGCGGAAUCAAAAGUGAACCUGGCUACGAUGCAUACAGUUGCUUGCAAAACCAACCAUCCUACCCUUAUCAGCAAAUUUUCGGGUUCCCGAACCCUUCAGCAACAACCAACAACGAACUGGCUUACCAUCACCAACACCAUGUGACGGCCGCUGCAAAACUAAUGGCAUCUUCAUAGCUCUACGCGAAAUACUAGUUUCGAGUUGGUUCGACAGUGAUUUUUUAAGUGCAAUCGCAAAAUUUGUAAAUUUGUGUACAGAGGAACUAAUAAUCGCAAGUAUGUCUUAAAACAAAAAUACUCUGUAAAAAAAUAGAUGACAUAGAUAUUCAGAUAAAGUAUAUAUACUAUAAUGAAAUCAAUUUUCAAAAUCUAAAGCUCCCCACAGACUACGGUUAAUUUCAUCCUUUCGCAACGCCGCAAUCCAAAACGUCGUGAAAAUUUUGCUAAAAACUUCGGCCGCGCAAAUACAGAGCGCUAAAAAAAUGAAUAUGAGUCCAACAUUUUACAAAUAUCACCAAAUUUAAUUUUUGACAUGAUUAAUUAAUAUGAAAAUACAUGUAAAAAAAUCUAAUAGGGUUUUUCGAUGGCAAUUAUAAUUAUUUUAAUAUUUUAUCUCAAAAAUUUAAAAUAUUUAAAAAAUAUAUUUCGAUUUUUGAGAUCAAAGUUCUAUCACAACCAACUACAAUUUGCAUCAAAAACGAGUUUAUUUUAACAGUUGGAAAAAAAUAAAAAUACAUUCUCAAAGAAAUGUGUUUAUCGUUUCCAGGGUUGGAAAAAAUCAUGAUUUUUAAAAAAAUCAAAA
Messenger RNA from Sitophilus oryzae (rice weevil), 2066 nucleotides. Its product is annotated as GATA-binding factor A-like. Gene Ontology annotation, biological process: cell fate commitment; negative regulation of transcription by RNA polymerase II; positive regulation of transcription by RNA polymerase II. The record is from RefSeq and is a predicted model, not a curated record. Lineage: Eukaryota; Metazoa; Arthropoda; Insecta; Coleoptera; Curculionidae. Bases 287 to 1441 code for a protein of 384 amino acids. The transcript is spliced from 8 exons. Gene Ontology annotation, molecular function: DNA-binding transcription factor activity, RNA polymerase II-specific; zinc ion binding; RNA polymerase II cis-regulatory region sequence-specific DNA binding.